Chiloscyllium plagiosum (whitespotted bambooshark) is the source of this 3986-nucleotide messenger RNA. RefSeq lists its product as uncharacterized. The record is from RefSeq and is a predicted model, not a curated record. Gene Ontology annotation, cellular component: plasma membrane. Gene Ontology annotation, biological process: positive regulation of osteoblast proliferation; ossification; positive regulation of osteoblast differentiation. Lineage: Eukaryota; Metazoa; Chordata; Chondrichthyes; Orectolobiformes; Hemiscylliidae.
UGACUCCCAGCAGCUCAAUCAGCUGCAUAAAGUAAAGCGAUCUGGUCUCAACACAGCACACAAGCGUCUGACAGGAAGUCUGCUGUUGAAGAGCACUCUAUCCCUGCAGGCUCUCCCACAUUAAACUCCAAGCUAAUGAAAACAAUCUGGUGAGGAGGAGAAAGAAAGAGAGAGAGAGAGAGAGAAGAACCCACAAGCCUAGCUCCUAACCCAUGGCUUGAGGGAAUUGCUUGUAAGAUAAUUGGCAAGAGAACGCUUUUCCAAGGGCACAGAACAGUAAAGACUAACAAGAAGUUGAAAAACUCCUUCCAACUUUUUAUUUCCAAGACCUCUACUGCACAUAGAAGGCAUUCACUGAGAAGACGCUUACUUUGUUUCAAACAAAAGGUCACAGGAUUUUUGAGCUAACUGUGAAAGACAACAAUGGCCAUUCCAUUGGCAUUUUGGCUACUUGCCCUCACAACAAUACGUCCAAGUACAACAUUUCCCAGCACUCAUUCAUCUGCACCCAUAUCAACAGCCUCAGCAGAAUCAUCUGGAGGUUCAGAAUCUGACAUGUCUUCUACUGAAAUCACGUUUUUGACUGGGAAGGUAUCAACAUCUACCAACAGUGCUGACCCCGUUUCUGUAAAUGAGGCUAUUAGUGCCACUGCAAAACCCACAGCCAUUGGUGCUGCUAUUAUGGUAUUCAUUAACCAAUACAUGAGUUUAAUCAUCAUUGGUGGGGUUCUUCUAAUCUUACUGGUUGUCAUAGUGUGUGCUAUAGUGCUGGUGAGGCAAAACUACAAGGCUUCAGCCUAUUACCCAUCUUCCUACCCAAAGAAAAAGUAUGUGAAUGAGCAAGAUAAACGGGGUUCGACCAAGUCAUUUGAUGAGAUUCCCGAGAAGGUCAAUGAUGAGCCCAGGGAAGAUUCUAAGCAACUGGAAACAGACAUACUUACCGUGACCCACAACCUCAAAAAGAAGACGCCAACCAAAGGAGAGACUGAUACCGCAAAGGGAGAGGCUUCCCACACCUCAGAAAAGGACGGAGCGAGCACCACAUUACAAGAAGCAGCAGGAGUAGACAACACAUUGAACAUAAUAGAAAACAAGGAAGACAGCAAAGAGGAUGGAAAUAAAGAAGAACAAAAGGGAGAAAGCAAGAAAAGUGAUGAUGAGCAUGGGAAGGGGACAGAGCAGGAACUGGAAAAUGGAGAAGGUCCAAGUACCAACUCCAAUCAACUAUCUGCUGAUGAUAUGGGCAGUAGUCCCAAGUUCACUUUGGACCAGACAGCAGACACAGUCGAGAUGAAAGGUAUGGGUAAUGUCAAUCCAGACAGCCAGGAGCCAAAGUUAGCACAGCAGGGGUUGAAUGAAAAAGCCAGUGUUGCUGAACCCAGUGCAGACAACACUGGUGAUCUGGAGAAUGUGCCAUUGAUCUCAAAUUGUAAUGGUGCACCAAAUGACAGCAGAGCUUUUUAAAAGAGCAGAAACAAAGGAUGAAUCAGCGUUAGAUUGAUAUGGAAAGUAUACAAAGGACUACUUGGAAUUCACUAUCUGGCGUGUUUGUUCUGCUUACAACAAAACCGCAUAUUUUUGACCAGAUCUUUGCAAGCCAAUUUUACAAAACAAAAUCAGCAGAAAAAACAUGCAGGAAGAUGAUAUGCGUAAUGAAAGCCAUAACCAUUUUUAAUACUUAUAAAAAUAUUUGUUUUUAAAUCCAGUUUUAUCUUUUCUCUCUACUUCAGCAUAGAAACAUUGCCCCAGACCCAUGAGAAUAUUUUAAUUUCCACGGCACUGGGGGUUUAAUCAGCCUGUAAAUGGGAAAACCACAAGGAGAUUCCACUAUUCUGGAAUGCUUCAAUUUGCUCUUUGGGCAGUUUAACCACUAUGAGGAAUGCAAAUAUAGUCAUUGGACAAAUAUUCUAAUUGAGAACACCAAAUCCAAAUAGGUAACCCCAGUUCAGAACUCCAACCAAUUUCACAUGUUCAGUCAUGUUGCAUGUUGCUGAAUCGUUCCCUCCUCUCAUGACUACAUUUCUGCCAUCCAAGUGGAUAUUUACAACUUAUGCAGACAACAGAGACAGAUUUUGGUCUAUGCUCUUGGGCUUACCUGAAGCAGAAGAUGACCCACCUUAGACACAAGGACAAUUAUCUGUCAGCUGCCAGCAAGCAUUAAGGAACCCUGGAAUGCAGGAAGUAAACAUUUUCCUUGUAAACUGUUAACAUGUCAAAUGUAAAGAAUUUGAGUACACUUAAAUUUAGCCUUAUUACAAGUAAUGAAUGAGCCAUAAUUGCAGCCAUUUAAAAACAAAAUUGGAAUUCUGCAUAUUUUAGCCCUUACUUAUCCCAGUCAGUGGAGGUGUCUGUGGUACAGUGGUAGUCCCUAUCUCUGAGUCAAGAGGUUCAAGAGGUGUCUCAUGACAUCUUUGAACAGGUUGAUUAGAAAAUACCUAUCCCAGCUGGUGUAUGCAAUUGGCAGUGAUCAGAAAUAGUAAUCUGAAAGGAAGGGUUGAAACUUGAAUGUGUCUCUUAUCCCAGCAAUGCCAUUCAUUUAAGGAUUGAACAAAAAAAUUGCAACACACUUUGUUAAAGAAGUAUUAUUGUUACAGAUUGUUCAGGCAGGAUCUGAACAAAAUUAAACACCUAGCAGUAUUGAUAGGAGUCAAGCUCCUUGAAGGAAAUUUAAGGUUUAUCAGAAUAAAAUGCAAUUUCCGAUCUCAAAUUACCCUUCUAUUUUAGUGGGGAGUUCUCCUCUGCUUUUAGAUUUAGUAAAACUAGGCACGAUUUCUGACACAUGCUUUAAAGUCUUCUAAAAUCCAAACGCUUGAGUUUCUUAUACGCAAUAUGGAUGUUGAGUGCUUCCAGGAAGAUGAGGGAAUAUUUCCAGCCACAGAGAGAACUCAGUGCCAGCGUGAUUCAACAUGAAAUUGGCCAUAUUUAACCCUGAAACCAGCUUUUAACAUACUGGCCGUGAGGAUGUGCUCUCAGCUUAUUCGGAAGAACACGAUCAUGGCAAUUUGGCCAUUACAAUUCCAUUAUUUCAUGUUUCGGAAAUCCAUUUUUCACUUAGCUCUUCACAGAUUGUUUCUUGAGAUGAGCAGUUUAUCCCAAGGGCUCUGGUCUCGACGCUCAGGGGGUCAGCAGUGUGGUCAGCCAUCUCUAAAGUGGACAAAGAGCCAAUUUCCAUGGAGAGAGCAUCAGUUGCCAUCUCCUUUCCCAGCCUGUUCAUGCUGCAACCCUUGUAUUAUAUGGCCUCAAUGUAGCAUGGAUUAGGGAAUGGAACAAAUAGGGUUGGGUCGGAUGGAGGGCAUUCAAACUUGUAAGAUCACGGAUAAGACUGGAAUACAAGCAGAAAAUGUGGGAAUGCACAGCAGGUCUAUCAACAUGAGGUUUAGCUGAUCAUCCAUGCCCUGGGUCCUAAGUCUUUCAGACCCUGAUAGGCAUGAGUUUCCAGCAAGAUUAGAGAUCAAGCUCUUCUUUAGGAGGUUAUUGUACAAGGAUAAGAAUUUUUGAUGCUUGCUUUAUCUACACCCUAAAACUGCGAUUAUGUUAAUCAAGCACAGAUUUUUGGAAAAUGAUUCAUUAUUGCUCCCUCCCCACCUUCCCUCUAAUUUUGGUUCUUCUGGUGCACUCAUUCACAAAAUGUGACCCGUUACUGAUGUGACUGGCUGCUGGAGCUAAGGGGAGGGUGCCUGCAGGAACUGACCUUCAGAAUGUUUCCACGCAAGGGAAUUUCAUUCUGAGUAAACUCUGCGGAGGAGGUUGAGGGCUCACUGCCUGUAGCAUAUGGUAGUCAACUCCCAGCUCUCAAUCUGUGGCACUGCAUGCUUCACCAGGACAGCUACGUUUAUGUUACCAUAUCUCACUGUCUUCUCAUGAAAAUCUCAUAACACACAAGGCUGGACAAUGUUAAAGAUUCUGUUUAAUGCUUUUCUGUUGAGUUCAGAAUGUACUGGAACUUACUGCUGCCAAAAUGCAAUAAUAAACCAUUUUUAAUAAAA